AUGUGGGGCAAUUUCGGCCUGGACGGCCUCGCCAAGCUGGGCGAGAGCAUCGGCGACGCGCUGCAGCGCGUCCUAACGGAGGUGGAGCAAUGGGACGAGUCGCUGAGCCUGGCCAUGGAUCCGUCUCCGAUCGCAGGCAGGGGCGCGGAGGGGUUCCCCGAGCGUCGCGGUCAUGGGUCAGGCGCGGACCUCACGAGGCAUGAGAAGGUGCAGAGCAUCAUACAUGAAGUCUCCAUGCUGGACACCAGCCUGUCCACAACCCAGCAUCCGAAAGACAGUGUGCGCGAUCUGCACCGCAGAGCAAAGUCUAACCCUGGCGGCGAUAUGGCGGACACGGGCGAGCCGCUCAUGUCGGAUAUGGCAGCCAAGUUGAUGCGCUUCAUUGAUGGGAGCAGUGAGGCCGAGGAUGAGGAAAAUGCAGGUGCUUCUGCGGCCAAGAACCAACGAGACGCGGGUCAAACAGAAAAGGGCAAGAAAGCAGAAUCCCCAGGGUUGCUGUUGGAGUCCGGACCAGGGCAAAGGCCUGCCAAAGCACCUCCAGAGGACGUGAGGGUGUCUGGGGCCAACGACAGCUCGUCAAGACUUGCUGGUCCCACUUCGGGUGGACUCACUGGCGUUGAUCCCUGGUUUGAGGAGGAGGCGGAUGAUGACUGGAACCUGGGAACCUUUGGCGUAGGCUCAGGCGCACUGUCAGGCGCUGCGAUCAUUCCAGUUGAAGAAGAGUCAGCUGAGACGCCUGUGGCAGCAGAUCCCCCUGCAGAUAGAGCUUCCAGCGAGUUAGCAGAUUGUCAACCAUCACCAGUGGGGGAGUUCGACAGGGUUGACGGGUGCAGUGGUGGUUGUGGCGGAAGUGGGCUGGUGCAUGCUGUUGGUGAUGCUGGCCAUGGUGCAGGCCAGAGGUCUGAAGCUGCUGAGAUGCAAGCGAUGCACAGCACACUGAAACAGCUAGAGGAACAGGCCCGGCAGAUGGCGGCACUUCGAAAGGCGCAGACUCACCUGGAGGCAAAGAAUAGAGAACUGGCAAAGUGUGCACGAGAGCUGGAAGCAGAGUCAGAAGAGCUCCACAGGGAAUAUGGAGAAAGGCUGGCAGCAGCAGAGCGCAAGGUCUAUGCGCUCACAAAGGAGCGAGAUGUGCUGAAGCAACGAUCUGACAAGCUCACCAUUGCCAAGGAGAUGUUGAAGGAAAAGGAUGACACCUUGCAGCAGGUAAUGGAAGAAGGGGAGAUGCUGUCAAAGAGGCAGGUUGAGCUAGAGAGGGCACUGAGGUCACGGAAUGCUCGUGUACGGGAGCUUGAGGCUCUUCGUGAGAAGCUCAAUACCGAAUUGACAAGAGAAGCAAGCCGCUGUGAGGUGCUCCUUGCGGAGAGGUCCAGCUCUGGCAAAGGUCUGGAAGGUUCAGAGGCUGACGCCAGCAAGGACACAGCCCCCUCUCCAGUGGAUCAUCUGAUGGGAGGUCCUGAGCUGAAGAACAAGUGCAUGAGGUUUGUUGCAAACACCUUUGAUAGCGUGCGGCAGAUCAUGGGUGAUGAGGCACUUAGACGCAUCCUUCCUGAGGACGUGACGAUGAGAUUGGAGGAGGCUGCGAAGGAGCGAGCAGAGGCCAUCAGAAGGAUUAAGAUCGAGGAUGAGCACUUGGGGUGGGAGUGGAUGGACAUGGACAUGCCCAUGGAGAAGCUGGGACCCUCUGUGGCAGGUGAGGUAGCGCACAGCUACAAGGUUCUCCGUGCAGGGGUGAGGUGGCCCAGGAACGUGGACCCAACGCGACGUGAGGAAUAUCUUACAGAUGAGGAAUUUGCAAAGAUAUUCCGAUGCAGCUUUUCGGAGUACAAGGAAUACCCUCAGUGGAGGCAACUAUGGUUGAAGAAGGAGAGAAAUUUGUUUUAG
Messenger RNA from Ostreobium quekettii, 1884 nucleotides. The record is from the annotation of a GenBank genome assembly. Lineage: Eukaryota; Viridiplantae; Chlorophyta; Ulvophyceae; Bryopsidales; Ostreobiaceae.